Hypoxylon fragiforme is the source of this 3821-nucleotide messenger RNA. RefSeq lists its product as uncharacterized. Gene Ontology annotation, molecular function: protein binding. Bases 159 to 3620 code for a protein of 1153 amino acids. Lineage: Eukaryota; Fungi; Ascomycota; Sordariomycetes; Xylariales; Hypoxylaceae. The transcript has 3 exons. The record is from RefSeq and is a predicted model, not a curated record.
CGUUCCAUCUCCGACUGCCAGAAUCAAACUUAGCAGUUCGCAUAUCUUAUUGUCGCAUUCAUUUCCCUCGUCAUCGAACGACCCCGCCAAUUGUACAGCCAUCUUCAAAGACAUCCAAGUUUCAACCAUUCCAGACAACUCUACGACGCUGACGCAACAUGGCGGCCGUCCCAUUUAGGGUAAAGGCCGUCUACGAGUAUACUUCGAGUCACGAGGAUGACCUACCUUUUGGAGUCGGUCAGAUCAUAACCGUUACCGAAGAAGAGGAUGCUGAUUGGUACGCUGGUGAGUAUGUUGAUAGCCUAGGCGUUAAGCAAGAGGGAAUCUUCCCCAGAAACUUCGUGGAGAAAUAUGAGCCGACCGCCCCGCCACGCCCAACGAGAUCUCGUAAGAAGGAGCUAGAGCCCACCGCUUCUUCCUCUCCACCUCCUGGCCCUCCGGCUUCGCCGCCGCCUGCAGUGGAGGAAUCUGCAGAGAUCCCGUUGGAGAUCGCUCAUCAAGAUCCACGUCUUGCUUCACCAACGUUUCCACCUCCGGUACCUCAUUCGCCUCCCACUCCUGUUGCUCCUGUCGCCAAACCACCAGAGCCGGCUUCCAUCUCGGCUCCUGUACCUGUCGAAACAAAGCUUCCUGAUCCAUCGAGUCCUAUAGUUCCUACUCGAGCGACACCUAAAGGCCCAGCUCCAGGUCCACCUAAACCUCGCGCUGGUCCUCCCCCGGUGUCCGAGAAACCCGCCAUCGGUUCUUUCAAGGAUCGCAUAGCUGCCUUCAACAAGCCGGCAGCCCCGCCUGUCACACCUUUCAAGCCUAGUGGCCUUAGUGCCGGCAGCUCCGGGUUUGUCAAGAAGCCGUUCAUCGCUCCUCCGCCAAGCAGGAAUGCUUACGUUGCUCCACCUCGAGAUAUACCUGCCACAAAGAUCUAUCGACGUGACGAAGAUCCCGAGAUCAAAGCUACUCAGGCAGAAUCUCAAGAAAAUGCUGAGAGGGCCGGUCUCCUUCCUGCGGCAUCUAUCGAAGGCCAAGAUGAAGACCAGCCAAAACCUACUAGUCUGAAGGAACGUAUUGCUCUGCUCCAGAAGCAGCAAGCUGAAGCGGCUCAGCGACAUGCCGAGGCUGCCGCAAAGAAGGAGAAGCCGAAGCGUCCACCGAAGAAGCGCAUGGAAAGCGAGGAAGGCGCUGCAGUAAGUGAGGCGGUGGAUUCUCCUCCAGUCCCCGAGAGAAAGGACACUGCCGAAACUGCUAGCAAGAAAUCUCUCGACGAGUCUCGACCUCCAAGACAGGGUGUGCCCGCCCGAAGGAAGUCUUCUGCAGCACGCGCCGAGAAUGAUGGUAACGAGGCAGAUAUGUCGGGUGCGGGAGAUACGACUGAGGGGCAAGAGGAUCUCACUGAGAGGGACGACAGUGAUGAGAAGUCUCGUCCACAUACCGGAGAAGCCUCUGAACCGACAGCAGCCGAGAGCACAGAGAUUGAGGAAGAAGAAGAGAUCGACCCUGAGGUUAGACGAAAAGAGGAGCUCCGUGCUCGAAUGGCGAAGAUGAGCGGUGGUAUGGGAUUUCCUGGCCUAUUCAAUCCUGCGGGUAUGAUGCCCCUCGGAGGCCCAGCACUUGCCAAAAAACCGAAGCCGCCACCACCAACGGAGCGCCGUUCAAAUGAUAUAGAAAGGCCUUCUUCGCCAAGGAUGGCCGCUCCCCCUAUUCCAGUUAUGAUGCCCCUACCCGGCAUGGCAAAGCAGAAGCAGCCAGAGGAAGAAGUUGUGGAGUCAGAUCAUGAGGAGCCAAGUAAUCAAGAGAUCACUCCCGUUGUGAGUGCCCAGCCAACAGGAUCGGUCCCAGAGCCCCUAUCAGAAUCCCAUGGUGGCCCACCCCCUGUUCCUGCUGGACGGCCUGCACCUCCCCCAGUGCCUACAGAUUCCCGGCCUCCUCCGCUUCCGCCUACCGGUAUAACCUCUCCUAGUCAAGGUUCCGAGUCUGACGAUGAGUUGUCGGAGAAUCCUCAGAGGGCCCUCGAAACCCCUCGAGGCGAGCACCCGCCUCCCACGGCCCGGGUCCCCCCUAUUCCUUUGACGUCCCCUGUGAUGCCGACUUCGCCCCGAGGUUCUGCCAGGCGUCCUUCCUACAUGGGCGAGGAGGGCCCUCCAUCCUCGCCUCCUUCACAGCUAAGCAAGAGGAAUAGCCGUCCGCCGCCUCCCAUCCCGAGUGCAGCCGCACCUCCCACUCAAGGUCGCCCGCCACCCCCACCUCCUCCUGGCCCCCCUAGUCGUUCUUCUACAGCUGACGAACGGCCCGCAGUCCCGAUGAGACCUGGAGCUUUAGACAAUGGUGAAGAGGGAGAAGUCACCGAGUAUGAGGGCGAUUAUGAUACUGACAUCGCGUCCUCAGUUCCUCAUAAGGACGCGCUUAAAUCGCAUGCGCGAGACUCAAGCUUCGAUGAUAGCACCUCCCUGCGCUCACCAGUCCUCGAAGCUCCGUCAUCCUUGCCACCUGCAGCCCUCAAUGCUGUUGCCACGAGAGCUCCCCCGCCGCCUCCGAGUCACCCGGCACCAGGCUCAAGACAAUCAGUAGAUGCGCCCCGUGCCGUCCCUCCGCCGCCACCGAAAGAGGUAUCCUACUCCUUUGAGGAUGAAGAUUAUGACCCAUAUAACUACAACGCAGCGGCAAACGCAUCUGCCCCAACCUCUCGGACUGUAACUUCCCAGGAGCAGCCCACGCAGCCACCCCAGUCGGCCUCUUCCUACAACUCUCCCACUCUACCUCCACCAGGUAGUCGGGGGCCUCCUCCUGCACCACCAGUCAAUCGAUUACCUAUUCGAAAAUCGUUGGACGCAAGGAGAUCAGUGGAUGCCACUCGGCCAUCAAUGGAAACUGGCUUCGUGGCAAACGAGAUUGACCUAGCUGUCCAUACACAAUGGUGGCUUUCGGCAACUAUGAUACCUCCCAUAUUCCAGGGCAGGCGAGAUAUUUACACCGAGGUUGGUGAAUCCACAUCGGGGACUUCAGUGACGAAGGAGGUUUCCAUACUAUUCCAGGAUUAUUCACAAACUGUCAUCACCGUUCGUUUCGAUAGUCAAGCGCCUACAGAAGCUGUCUUUGAACAGCGCCAUGAAGCACCUCCUCGUAGCCUCCGGCAGGAUGAGCUCGAAGAGGCUUACGAGCGAUUUGGCCGAUCAGUAGCCAGCGCAGUUGCGUCAAAGAAAGAUACCGUGGUUGGAGAUGGUACUCCACAAGCCCUGAUAUUGGAACUUCUUAAGCCGCUCAAGGAUGCUCUGCUUCCUGUCGGUACGCGCGCUUACGGCGCUCUGGUUUACGCCAAUUUAGCCAAUGCUUCUACACAGCAGAAUGAUGAGAUCAGACCGGGAGAUAUCGUUUCCAUUCGAAACGCCAAAUUCCAAGGCAAGCACGGGCCCAUGCACGCGAAAUACUCUAUGGAAGUAGGCAAACCGGAUCACGUGGCCAUCGUGUCGGAAUGGGACGGUACCAAAAAGAAGGUGCGGGCUUGGGAACAGGGCCGGGAGAGCAAAAAGGUGAAGCAGGAGAGUUUCAAGUUGGAAGACCUGCGAAGUGGUGAGGUGAAGAUCUGGCGGUUGAUGCCGCGGAGCUGGAUCGGCUGGAGCUCGGACUAGCGGUCUCGCAGGCCUUCCUUGUACGAGUACCGUUGGCCGAUUCUAGUUAGGGUUGGCUCUGAUGGCAGGGUCAGCGUGGACAGUCCAAUGCCGAUGCCGUUUUUGCCCUGUAACCAGUUAAUAGGUUGAUUUGGUUCAACAACAACAUCAACACAGCUAAGUUUUAUGUUAAAGCUACCCAGGUAGACUAAAUCAACCAAC